This is a messenger RNA of Knipowitschia caucasica, 486 nucleotides long. The record is from the annotation of a GenBank genome assembly. NCBI's taxonomy places the organism in Eukaryota, Metazoa, Chordata, Actinopteri, Gobiiformes, Gobiidae.
AUGGGGCCAGAGAUCCGCCGGGCCAUAUCAUGUGACCUGCAGGAGGAGGGGCUAGUGGACGACGAGGACGAGGACAUCUACAGAAGGAAUGGCGGACUCUUCGGGGACCACCUUAACCACCUGGACCAGGGCCAGGCCACCACCGUGACCCAGAGACCCCUGCAGAUCCUGCCCUCCCCCCUGGACCUCACCCCCCCAGAGCUCGGGCCUCCCUCCCCCCUGGACCUCACCCCCCUGGACCUCACCCCCCCAGAGCUCGGGCCUCCCUCCCCCCUGGACCUCACCCCCCCUCCCCCCUCCCCCCUGCUGAACCACUACGGCCGCUCCCCCGUCCCGUCCAACGCCAACCUUAACAACGCCAACAGGGGGCAGCAGAGGCUCCUUCAGAGGGCCCGUCCCGCCUCAGUCCACAGCCGCUCCUCCCCCUACAGCCGCCUGAAGGACCAGGGCUGGAAGUCCCACUCCACCAGGUUCACCGGGUGCUGA